UGCUGUUAUGUAAAAUGCACUGUAAAACAACAUGCCUGUUUGCGCUGGAAAGAAUCUGACGGACGGUUUUGGUCCCUGAAACGAACUUAGCGCUGCGACGUGUCUCUCAGGACAAGAGAAGUUGUCGAGGCAGCUGCCUGCCUCUCGGUACUGGCGGCGCGUGAGCAAGCGAGAGUCCCAGACCACACGAUUCUCAGGCUAUGUGCGCAAUUGAGGGAUGUUCGUUCUGUUACUCGCGAAGCUCGUGUAAUAAUGUCUACCUGUAUGUAACACACGACCUGGUCAACUGACUAACAGCGCAGUGAGGUCUGGUUCCUGUUUGUUGCACACGAACAGCCUCCCAUCCGAAGUAUGGAGGCGUGUUAGGAGUUGUUUUCCUCGCACGUUGAUUAUUUCGGGGCAUCCUCGGAUCGACAGACAGGCGAAGGCAGCCUCGCGGUGGACAUCAGACAUUAACGAAGACAAGUCGGCGUAUUUUAGAUCGAAAACGGCUUUAACUGGUCACAUCUGGCGCAAUAUGAGAGUUAAACCUUGAAAAGAGCAAUACAUUCCAGCAUCGAGAGGAUAAGCUUGCUUGCAUCGGCUUGCAGAUCAAGCGACAACGGAUUGCUUGGAAGUCGGCUCUGCGUAGGAGAAUGCGAUGACCCACGCCAGACAGAAGGGGUCCCUGAGCCGCUGCCACAGUUUGGGGCGAGACCAGACCAGAGGGUGGCCCCGGGGUGAGGCCAUGGGCCGGGCCUGGCCCGAGCGCUUCCUGAAAGAGGCGGGGCCUAAGAAGGGUGUGGGCGUGGCCAAGAAUGGCCAAUCAAAGGAGGCGAAAGAGGCGAAGGGGGAGGCGGACAGGAAGCACUACCCUCUGAGAGGACGCGGAGGCCCUCUGGAGGACGAGGCGCUCAGCACCGCGGGGCCAAUCACGGAGCCGCCAAUCACGGAGCCGCCGGCUCGGGCCGCCGAGAAGCGCGGGAGACACCAGAGCGGCCGCACGCGCCGGGGGAAGUCCGCAUCGCAGAGCUCACACAGCCAGCCCUCAGCCGGCACACGCACAGGAGGCCAGGCGUCGUCUAGAACCACAACAGGCCAGGCGUCGUCUAGAACCACCACCACAACAGGAGGCCAGGCGUCUAGAACCACAACAGGAGGCCAGGCGUCGUCUAGAACCACCACCACAACAGGAGGCCAGGCGUCGUCUAGAACCACAACAGGAGGCCAGGCGUCGUCUAGAACCACAACAGGAGGCCAGGCAUCGUCUAGAACCACCACCACAACAGGAGGCCAGGCGUCGUCUAGAACCACAACAGGAGGCCAGGCGUCGUCUAGAACCACCACCACAACAGAAGUGCACUACUCGGGGGCGCCCCCGGUGCUCCAGCCCCGCAAGCGCAGGCUGGCGUCCCUCAACGCCGAGGCCGUCAACAGCCUGCUGCUGGAGAAGGCCGAGGGGUCCCCCGCCACCAAAGCCGCCAAGAGGAGCCCAGCGGAGGGCCCCGCGCCUGGAGGACGACGUAGCCCCCCUACACAACGCGCUGCUCAGGACUCCGCCUCUGGAAAGCCUCAAACGUGCCAAAGUCCAAAACAACAACAACAACAACGACCGAAGAAGCCCAAGCCAACAGAGAAGGAGGAGAUCGACUACUGUAAAAUCUUUGCUCCCACUCCCAGGCGCCUGGCGGGGCUCAACGCUGCCGCCUUGCUGAAGCUAACCAGCUCGUCCGCCGCUAGCAAGCAGCGCGCGAAGACGGACAGCAAGAGCGCGAGCGCCCCGGCGGGCAAGAAGGCGGCCGCUAGCACAAAGACGCUCGCGCCGCCAGCGCCGUUAGCGCCGCUAGCCAGGAAGCAGCUGAAGCCUGCUGCGCGGAGAACGCCUCAGGCUCUGUCGCCGGCGGCUGGCUGCUUCUCCUGCAAGAAGGGAGGCUUCGAGGCCAGCCCGCGCUGGGAGAGCGCCGUGGAGGACCCCCACCUGGCCAAAGUGGGGUACCAGGCGGGUAGCGUGGGGGAGUACGGGCUGAGGCAGGUGAAGGAGGAGCAGGUGGAGGCGGAGCUGAGCCCCUACUGCUGCUGUGGCCCCCCCGACGCCUCGCUGGACUACUGCUGCCACCGCCUGGGCCUUUUCCUCAGGCAGCAGCCGGCCUACCCCGAGGCCGAGGAAGGACCCUUCGCGCCGGUCAAACAGGAAUGUCUGGUGCCGCAGCCGCCCUCGUUAGCGCACCCGUCGCUAGCGCUAAGCGCCCACCACCCCUGCCUCUGUGCGGACCACUGCUUCUCCAGCUACUACGUCCACAUGGCCCACCCGCGGGCGCCGCCAUUAGCAGCCUUGGGGUCGCGACCUUUGACCUAUGGCUCCCCUGCUCUCUGCCCCGGGCCCGUGUCCGGCUCUAAGCUGCUGGCGCCCGGCAUCGGGCACUCCUCAGGGAUCCCUCACGCGCCAUUCUGCCCCUCUGUGAGGUCGCCGUGCUACGCCGAAGCCUGCAGGGUCUCCCCGUACACCUACAGAGCACUGCAGCCCGUGGCCACCAGGGGGUGCUCCUUCAGCACAGGCUGCUCAAGGUGUAGACAGGAAAUCAAAACAGAAGGCUACUCCUCCCCCCGCCGGGAGCACAGUCCCUCUCUACUGCAGGUGCCCCCUGCGGUGCCCCUCUCUGGCUGCCCGUUGCCCCAGGUCACCCCCCCGAGCGCCCCCGUGCCCCACCUGCGGUCGCCGCUGUCCGAGCGGAGGCUGGGCGAGCCGGGCGUGGGGUCGGUGCGCCAGUGCCCCCAGGGCAGCAAGCCGUCCAACGGGUCGCUGUCCAUCCGGCGCGCCAGGCUGUCCCUGAAGCCGGUGCCCGCGGCCGAGCCCGGCGCCAAGCACAAGAAGGUGGUCCGCCGCCGCGCCACCAACGGCUGGCGACCCCUCGGAGUGCCCGUGGAGAAGGAGGUCUUUGUGGUGGGUGAGGACGAGCCUGCCCUGCGGCAGUGUUUUGAGGGUGUCCAGCGUGACGGGGAGGAGAUCCGGGUGCGAGACACCGUGCUGUUGCGCUCCGGGCCCAGGAAGAAGUCCCUUCCCUACGUCGCCAAGAUCUCCGCUCUCUGGGAGGACCCCAAAACAGGCGAGGUGAUGAUGAGCCUGUUCUGGUACUACCGGCCUGAACACACCCAGGGAGGCAAAGAUCCCAGCAUGCACUGUGAGAAUGAGAUAUUUGCUUCCAAACAUCAAGAUGUCAACAGUGUGGCCUGCAUCGAAGACAAAUGCUACGUCCUGCCCCUUGCCCAGUACUGUAGAUAUUGUGCCUUGAUAAAGCGGCGAACGGAGGGCGUGUCCAAGGGCCCCCCACUGGUGCCUUGCCCCGCCGACCCCCCGACCCCGACCCCCCUGACCCCCCCCCUGACCCCGAACCCCCCUCACCGCCGAGUGCCCCCCGACGUCGACCCCGACCUGGUGUACCUGUGCCGUCACGUCUACGACUUUCGCUACGGACGCAUCCUCAAGAACCUGCAGUAAGAGGCGUGGCCUCUGCAUCUGUGUGUGUGCACUCACACACACACACACACACACACACACACACACUCAAAAACACACACACACACGCACGCACGCACACACGCACACACACGCACACUCACACACAAAAUACACACACACACACUGAGUCGCCUACAGGGGGCGUUGUUCCCCACACAUGCACACCCCUGCCUUUUAGUGUAGGCGAUGUCCUUGAGAUGACCUUGAGAGAUGCACUGGAAUUAUGGCAACUGGGCACGGAAGGUUGGGGAUGUAGCUCCAUUCUAUGUCCUUGACGUGUGUAAUGACACGAAUAUUCGAUGAUUUCAGUAACCGGUGUUCCCCAGAAGCCACAGCAGGCUUGUUCGGGGCUGCUGGCUUUAGCAGAGAGGAUGCUGUUGCUAUGCUACUGACACCACACCAAAACCCUACAGGCUCUAAUAGGGAACACUGCUGUAACGCUACUAGCACCUGCUGCCAGCAGACUCUGGUACCCGUCCCGCCUGGGCUUGGCUCGUGCCCUUGUCUGCCGACCUCUCUUUUUCUAUCAAAAGGUCAAACGAGGGACAUUCACGUCCCCGAAGUCCCAAGCCCCUGAAGAGCGUCCUGACGGGAGCUGGUCCUGGAUCAGCACGGGGGCGGAUCAGAGCCGGGCCCGGGCCACGUGGGUAACAGAGUGUACUGCUGACGGGGUUCCACGUGCCCGCCCUCACACCUACCCCUUUGCCCCGCUCCUAAACUUGCCUUAUUGCGGUAGGCAGCUAGUGCUCCUCCUAGCCUCCCGUGCGCCACAACGCUACUCCUUCAGCAAGACAAAGGACAGUUGGCAUCAGUCCAAUUCUGCAUCCUGCUGUCAUGUAUCGAUCCCAUCACCCCCACACACCUGAAUCAAUCAAAGAUGUCGUUAGACAAAGCCUGCUACAUCUGAUCAUUUGGAAUUUGCAAUGAAGGCGUGAAUAUCGUUUGGAAUUGCCAGUUACCACAUCAUACCCCGAAGAGCCAGCAGAAUUUGGCGUGAAUCUGGAUUGAAUCUGAAGUGGAUCUGGAUGUGUUAAUUUUAGACUCAACCAUGGUUUUUGAUUCUGUGAUGGCAUUUUUUUUUUUUUUUUGUAAAUUCUACAACCUUUAAAAUAUGGUUACUAAAUACAUUUAUUCCCAAUUAAGUUAAGUCACUUGUAGAUGUGACAUAAAAAUAUAGUGAUAUUUUAUGAGAUCUUUAUUGCUAAUGCUAUCCUUAUAAAUUAUUUGCAUUUGUAUGUAUUUACAUUCUAAGUUCAUUUAUGUAUUUAUUUAUUUGUUUAUAUCACCCACUCGAGUGAGAUGUGUAUCUGAUCCCUGCGGCAUCUUUUAGUGAGCGGAGAGACGGAUUCUAAAUGUGACUGCUGCUUUAGUGAGCAGAGCCCAGAGGCGGCCCAGAGGCGGCCCAAGCCAUUCCUCCCCAUGUCCAGACAGACUUCAGAUGGAGUCAUUUGACACAGGACUACCCUUUCCUCUUCUCUUCCUCUCCGUCUCUGCCCAGUGAAGUUGCACUAAUUCAGCCCAUAGUGGGUGAAGCUGGCGCUGUUUCCUGGGCGCCGUACUGUAUUUCAGGGCUGGGAAGGAGGCGUGAGAUCAGUGCCCUGUAGAUGGUGAAGGAGGCGUGAGAUCAGUGCCCUGUAGAUGGUGAAGGAGGCGUGAGAUCAGUGCCCUGUAGAUGGUGAAGGAGGCGUGAGAUCAGUGCCCUUGAGAUGGUGAUGAUGCGUCACAUUCCAACUGCCGCUGUAAGAGACUCUAUUCUAUUCUACUCUGUUCUAUUCUGUCUUGCAGAAAAUCCAGUGACUAGUUAGCGGAUCAGUACUGUCAAAUACAUUCAAAUUGUUUUUGUUCGUUUUUUUUUGGGGACCAUAACAAAACAAUAAGCGUUCCCAAGACUGGAUUUUUUCUUUGUUUUGUCCAUCUUUCUGUAUGAAAUAUUAUUUCAACUCGUAUGACGUUUGAUCACACAUCUGAGCCCUGACCUUGUCCCGACCCUGACCUUGUCCCGACCCUGACACUUGACCUGUUGCAUUUGUUCUGCUUCAGUGCUCGUGUUUCCAUUUUGUUCCUGCGCUAGUUUCUCCGACAGGAAGAUACGCCAUCUAGAACGUGUAUGGCUUCCUGUUCAGGAUGAUAAUGAUUCUACGUUAUCCUGGCAGGAGCGGCCUGGAAGAAAAUAGUAUGAAACGUUUUCUUUGAAUUUCUCUUAAGCACCUUUUAAGAGGGUUCUCCGAUGAGAACAAGCUGAUUUGACAUCAAGGCUUAGAACCUGGUCCUUUGUUUCACACAUGCCCCUGCUCAUGGAACUCCCUCUGCUCCGAGGGUUCCUGCCACUACAUAUGCAAGGGCACGGGGCUGUUAAACUUCCAUUUAAGCAGUUUCAGCCAUGUUGAAAUGACAGCCAAUAUUCUGGAGCACAUAUCCUUCGUAAAGAGAUAUCUACAAUCGGUUUACUGCUUCUCUAAACAAGCAAAUGCAAAACUAAUUCAAAGACAAAUAUUUUACUAUGUCUAUUUCCUUGUAUAUUUUUCAAUGGAGUAUUUUUGGAAAAGAAAAUCUUUAUUCCGACGGAUGAUUCUAACAUUGCUGAUUUCUGAUGAGAUAUUCCAUUAUUGAUGCAUUUAAGAUGGAGAGGUAAAAUGCCCAAGCCUGACCCAAAGCUGAAAAAGUAUUGAGCCAUCAGUUGAAAUAUUUCUAAGGGGAUGUACAUAUUUUCUUUCUUUAAUAAGUGAAAAGUAGUCUUUUGUAGAUACUACUCAGUGCAUUUGUAUUAAGAAUUUAAAAAAUCAGAUUGUAAUGAAACUUCUUUAACAAAAAUGUGUACAUUUUUUAAUUGAUUAGAUUUUGUUUUCUUUAAGUUGCAAUAUUGUGGUCAGUGACAGUGACUGCUGUAUUACAAGAGAUAGUUAUUUAAAAAAUAUUAUUUAAAAAAAAAAAUGUUUAUUGAAAAGAUGAGUGUACGUUAAUAUUUGUGUGACAAUGCAAGUUAGCAUCACUGGUGAGGACCAAAGCACAUUCUUCUCAACCACCUGAGAGGACUCCCACCAGAACUGGGGCGGCCAUUUUGAGUCGCUUCGCUCCCAAUGACCACAAAUGUGGGAAGCGAGUUAAAACACACGCACACACACACACACACACAUACACAUAUACACACGCACACAUACACAUAUACACGCACACGCACACACACACCACUGUUUCAGGGAUCGCACUUUCUCUGAAACGCAGAGCUCUGAAUGCUCCUGUGUUCCUCAGAGCUGGUGUCUGAGCGAGAACGUUUCACGGUUCCGCUGAGGCGUUCCGUAUGGUCCUCUGGAGCCCCUCCGGGCCUGACUAUCUGAAGAGAGGGGACGGUGAUGGCGCUCUGGUAGUCUGAUGUCCCAGAUGGCCGACUCUCUCUCUGUGGGCCUCAGCGUCUCACGCCAGAGAGCAGCGGACUCGGCCCAGGCGCGGCCUUCUUAUGGGCCCGAUCUGGGCCGCGCGUCCGCUCCUGUCUGUGAGUGUGCUGUAUGAUUCUGUACUGUUCUGUCUUGAUCCUCUGAGCUUUUUCAUGGGUGAGCUCCUCAGCUGUGCUUUUGUUUUAAUUAGCGUAAAAUUAACAUUAACGAUGUGAGUGGGUAAUAUUUCCACACAAAAAAAAAACAAAACAAAACAAAAAAAAACAUGUAUAUCUUGAGGCCAUCACACUGUAUUGAGUGUGGCCCUAACCUGGCAUGUACCCUUAUUCCCCACCAGAGGGAGCUGUUCAGGGGAGAUCCUGAAUGCUUUGAGCAGUGAGCCUCUUACAUGCAGUACUUUUCACAGGGAGACCCUAGUGUGCUCAGCUGUCCUACGAAGGAUCCUUAUAGCCCAGAGGAACUCCCACAGUCAGCUGCUAUCUGUCUGUCUACUUAGCUAUUACAAGCCAUCUAUGUAGACACCCUCCCUUAGUUUAGCGAGAGCAGGGAGUGUGAGAGGGUCGUGACGUCUGCGUUCUCGUUCCCCUGACUGAGAUCUCUAAGAUGUGCCUCCUGGUGGGGCCGGGACACAGCUGUUAGUCGAGCGCUCACUGGCGCUUUUCUCUGAGAGUCCAAGAGCCGUGUGAGUACCAAAUCUCUGCCGUCUUAGAGGAGAACUCUGCGCUACUCUUUGGAUGAUCAUGAUUGUACGUUUUCGCUGGGGACCUAAAUGAUGAUGGAAGGAGGGUGGAGUGAGAUGGGAUGUAGUGGUGGCCAGGCCUCAAGCAUAUGCUGUAGGCCAUUUACUUGCACAUGCAUAUUCCGGCCCUGCUCAAAACUACUCUGGUCGACAUUGUUGUGGUCCCAAGCAAAAGUUUACCCUUGUUAUCAUCCAAAACUAGACCCAGGGUGUCCUUAGACAGGAGUUCUCCUUUAAGACGUGAAUGUCCUGGUAUCCGUCUGGGCGUUCUCCACCCAUAAUCCCUCUUCCUCCUGGCUAGAAAACCCAAAUCCAAGUCCCCGUUGCUUGUAUUCAGGGUAGUUAUAGUAUUUCCCCAAACUAUGGGCUACUUCCUCUGGAACUGAAAGUGUUGAAAUUGACCCCUUUGGUGGUGGUUAGUAAAGAGCAGAAUUGUUUUUCUGAAGCAGCCCAGACAUCCUUGAUUGUCCUCGCCUGAUUAGAUAUGUGGUGGGUACAGGGGAUUUCUCUAGUCUUAGUCCCCAUGGCAGACUGUAGACUUCCUCUCACUCUUAUGACAUCACUUCCUCUAAAAACCAAAAUUCCGAGGAGGGGGGAAAACAAUGAUGUGGAAGUUGUGCAGUGCUCAGAGUGCUUUUUCUGUUCUACCCAAGGCUUAAUGUUGGCAUAUAUCUAUAUUUAUACAUAUUUUGAUAUUUAAGACUGGGGAUGAUUCCUUUUGAAGAGUUAUUUUUAAGUAGAGAGAUGUUUGUACUAGAUCAUUUUGAUUCGCUUUGUCAUGCACUCUUUUUUUUUUGUUUGUUUCUAAGUGUUGUUUUGUUUUUUUAAUGAAGUAAGAAUCCCUGCUGAUCUGUUGUUCAAACUGAAAGCUAUUUAUACGUUGUCUUUUGUGAGUAUAACUUGGCCUCCCGCGGCCUGCUGGCCGCACCUUUUUCGAGCUUCUGCCUUUGAAGGGAAUAAAAUGUACCUUGAUAUGA
Messenger RNA from Sardina pilchardus (European sardine), 8604 nucleotides. Its product is annotated as bromo adjacent homology domain-containing 1 protein-like. The coding region runs from base 641 to 3475 and encodes 944 amino acids. The transcript has 7 exons. The record is from RefSeq and is a predicted model, not a curated record. Gene Ontology annotation, biological process: negative regulation of DNA-templated transcription; heterochromatin formation. Gene Ontology annotation, molecular function: chromatin binding; transcription cis-regulatory region binding. Gene Ontology annotation, cellular component: chromatin silencing complex. Lineage: Eukaryota; Metazoa; Chordata; Actinopteri; Clupeiformes; Clupeidae.